AUUUCUUCUUCUUUCUUGGUGCGUUUUCUCUGAUAAACGACGCCGUAUGAAGCUGGCGAGACACAGACCUCUCAUUUCGACGCUUUCUUCUUCGUGAAACUCUUCAUUUGUUUUAUAUUGGAAACAGAGUCUCUCUUAUGAAUCAAAGCGACAAACUUUGAGAAGGCAGGCGAAAAUCUCGGAUGGGUUCCAUCGCUCUGCAAUCUUGGAGCAGAGGAGCUUCAACUUCUCUUCAUCUCCUUUUUCGUCCAGGUAGUUGGCUCGAACCCUAAGCUAUAUGAUGCUCGAAGAGUACAAGUAAGAUUCUUUAAUGUUGCCGCUUCUUGGUCCGAACAGAUGAUCUCUUAUACUAUAGUCUGUUUAUUUUGUCUUUUGGGUUUUAAGUUUGAUGUAAGAGCCUCUUCAAGUCGUAAAUCACUUAAGAAACUCAAAAGAGAGUCACAACAAGGUAAAGACAUAGGCUUAAGAAAUGUUACAGAUGAAGAAGUUUCUUCUCCAAGAUUUGAGGAAGCUCAAGUUGAUUCUUCAACUUCAAAGGACUCCAUUGAUGUUUUUGUUGCUGCUCCUCGAGACAAAGUGCUUCAGGCUUGCACUGUAACUUCCGGUUUGAUGGCUGCACUAGGUCUGAUCAUCAGAAAGGCGUCUCAUGUUGCUUCGACUGAAGGAUUACUGGUUCCAGACUGCUCUAUAGAUGUACCAUUUGGGUUUGAAACUUGGCAUCUCGGUUUAAUUGCUGGAAUCGUUGUGUUUAUAUCGUCAAGUAGGUUCUUGCUACUUAAAUCUUGGCCAGAUUUUGCUGAUUCUAGUGAAGCAGCAAACCGACAGAUUCUCACUUCCCUCGAACCUCUAGAUUACCUUGUUGUUGCAAUGUUACCGGGAAUAAGUGAGGAGCUGCUGUUUAGAGGUGCAUUAAUGCCUUUGUUCGGAACUAAUUGGAAUGGUAUUGUAGCGGUUGGCCUCAUUUUCGGUUUACUUCAUCUCGGGAGCGGAAGAAAGUAUUCUUUUGCAGUUUGGGCUUCGAUUGUCGGUAUAGUCUACGGUUAUGCAGCUGUUUUGUCGUCGAGUCUUAUCGUUCCAAUGGCCUCGCACGCACUCAACAAUUUGGUGGGAGGUCUGUUGUGGCGAUAUAGUUCCAAGAUCAAGUCAUUGGAGUGAAAUAAACAAAAUUUACAACAGGGUUGAAUUAAAAAAGUAUACAAUUUUAAUGGGUGGGUUUGUGAAAUCUCUCAAUAGUAUAGGGUGGUUAUGUCAAAAAUCUAUAAUAGAGGGUGGUUAUUGUAAUUUUAAUGUACCAACUUGUCACAAAGGACAAGUAUGAAAAAUCUAUAAUUAUAGAAGUGAAAAG
Molecule: messenger RNA, 1345 nt
Organism: Arabidopsis thaliana (thale cress)
Lineage: Eukaryota; Viridiplantae; Streptophyta; Magnoliopsida; Brassicales; Brassicaceae
Product: CAAX amino terminal protease family protein
Exons: 7
Coding region: 337-1155 (272 amino acids)
Biological process (GO): CAAX-box protein maturation
Molecular function (GO): endopeptidase activity
Source: RefSeq, marked reviewed